Tupaia belangeri chinensis (Chinese tree shrew) is the source of this 2685-nucleotide messenger RNA. RefSeq lists its product as uncharacterized. The transcript is spliced from 3 exons. Bases 1855 to 2685 code for a protein of 276 amino acids. NCBI's taxonomy places the organism in Eukaryota, Metazoa, Chordata, Mammalia, Scandentia, Tupaiidae. The record is from RefSeq and is a predicted model, not a curated record.
CUAGCGACAGGCCCUCCCUCAAAGACAACCUAUGCGGGUUAGUGGUGCAAAAGGUGACUGCAGGCCACCACCCCAUCCAUGCAACUGCCGAACCUACCCUACCUCCACCCCCUGCUCUGCCAUUGCAGGGAAACCUUGCUCGGCCAAGCGGCUAUCACCGACUGCAUGCUCUGUGCCAACACGGCGGUGGUGUCUGCACUGACUCUGCCGGCUUUCCUAGGUGAGGCGUCUCACCAUCUCUCGUGAGUCUUCCCGACCCCCCAGGUAUAACGAUCUGUGUGUGAAGUGGCGAUGGUUUGCAAUCGAGUCCUGUUUAUCUAUUUGGUGGCUGCUUGUCCAGGGCCGGCCACGUGGCAGGUACCAAUAAUCACACCCAGGUUUCCUGUCUGCCCUGUGGCUGGGGGCAGCAGAGGGGAGGGGAGACCAACAGCUCAACGCCAAGCGCAGACAGGGGACCCACUACACGGGGAGAGCAGGUGCUGUGCCCACAUCUGGACCGUCUCAGAGACCACGUGCAGCGGGAGGAGACAGGAGCGACUUCGCGGGAGAAGCAGGGAUACCCACGCCCAGCCGAGGCAGUUGUCACAGAAUGCGGGGAGAGGAGUGGAGCAGGGGGCGCUGGGAGAGAGUGGUGUGUGACUGCUCAGAGGAAGCAGCUAGGAGAGACUGGAGCAGGUCUUGAAGCACCCCUUUGUCCAGAGCUGACCAUGGCCACGGGCAGCUCCACUAGAACUCCACGCCAGGCCUUGACUUGCUACAGAGGAGGGUAAGGGUCCAUGCCUCCCUUAGGGAAGGCCGCGUGCUGCCACAGCAGUGCAGGGAACUGGGUGUGCAAGUCGUGCGUGCAGUGGCUCCAGCUGACUGGGGUCCUCCCAGGCAGUGGAGGGGAGGGACUGACCCAUCCCGCGCUCUGUCUUCCUGCAGGCUGUCUGCCGCUGGAGUAGGGGCUAUGCUUUCGUGCUCACUGCUGUGUCUCCAGAGACUGGCACAGGGCCUGGUUAUCAACAGGGUGACAGUUAAUGUCAUGUGGCAAUUUGAGAGGGCCACAGGGUGCCUGAUGAAACGCUGUUUGGGGUGUGUCUGUGAGGGUGUCGGGGAGAUUAGCACGGUAGACAGGGACUCAGUGUCGCAGACAGCCCUCCGCAGCAUGCCGCGACGGCCGUGCACAGGCCUGAGCAGAGCAGGGGACGGAGGCACUCACUCUGACCCACCCCGCAGGUACACCACACACACAGGGGCACGCUCACACACAUGCUCAGAUGCAUGCUGCGCAUCUCUUCCUCUCCUCUUCUCUGGACACAGCUGGCUCUCCAGGCUCUUGGGAACCCACACUAAGUUACCCAUCUGCCCUCCUGGUCUGCAGCUGGUAGACGGCAGGUCAUGGCAUGGCUAGCCUUCGUGACUGCAUAAGCUGCACACAUAUCUGCGUAUGGGCACAGAUAGAUGUCAGCGGGUACAGAGGGGCCGGCGGGUACAGAGGGGCCGGUGGGUACAGACACGGAUGGAUACAGAGGUAUAGAUGGAUACAGAGUAAACGACUGUGUCUAAAUUGUGCUCCCUGGGUCCUGGAUCCUGGGUCCUGGUCCUGUUUGGAACUGCAAAAUUAGUAGAUUGUCAGCGUCUUUUAACCCGCAUUCCUUCUCCCCUGUAUCUUAAAGAAAAUGUCUCUGGGUUUCGAUGAGGAGCGUGGGAAGUCGCUGAGGGAGCCCUUGUGUGCGCCUGAAGCUGUGGAGCCCGCCUGAGAGCCACACCUGCGGGGCGCCUUGACGUGGCCCACCUCUGUGGAGCAGCUGCUGUAGGUGGGGUCACGUGUGCCCCAAACCAGUAAUACAGGCUCUACAGAAACGGAGAGAGAUGAAUGCCUUUUCCAGUGACUCCCUCGGAAGGGGGUUGGGGCUGGCAGCGAGACUGAGGAAGUCAGUAAAAAGCAACCUGCAGGAGACAGCGCUUGGUGAAGAGUGCCCGGGACAGCGAUCCGGGCCGAAGCGCGUCAGGGCUGGGACACGGGCCUCUGGGCGGCCCGGGCGUGAGCGGGACAGGACCGUGCGCAGGGAGUUUCGGGUCCCGCUUGCCGAAUGCGGGCGACAGCGCGGUCGCCGCGGGACUCGGGUCGCCGCCGAGCUGCGUCUGGCUGCUUCCGGCCCGAGCUGGGCGCGCGCAACGGGUGCGGGUAGGUCCCGCGUAGACGCUGCGCCGGAACAGGGGGCUUUCAGGACACGCCGACAGAGCCCGCGAGACGGCCGGCAGCUCCUGCGUCCGGGACUCCCGGACCUGCGGCCGCCGACUGCGACAGCCGCGCCCGGCUGGGACCCAGGGCAGCCCGGCCGGGGGCGAAGGACUGGACGUCACCUUGCCGCGGUGCUGUUUCUCCGUGAACUCAGUCGACGACACACGACACUUCCACUCGUAAAUCAGCGCAAUGCUCAUGCCCGGCCUCUGCCGUGGAGGAGGCUCUCCGCGGUGCUCACGCCCUACAUCUGCCGUGGAGGAGGCUCUCCGCGGUGCUCACGCCCUGCAUCUGCCGUGGAGGAGGUUCUCCGCAGUGCUCCAGACAGUGUCAGGGCCCAGCCUGGUGGCACCGGGAGCAAGUCGGCCCACAGUGCUGGAAGCCGCAUGGCCGACCCCGGGUUCAGAUCCCUGGGCCUACCUGAACACUCCCUGGGUGUGUGCUCGCCCAAGCCCUGA